CAACACUUGAAUAUCCAUUUACCUUUUAAACCUCAAUACAUAUUAAAGAUGGCUUCAAACCCACCUCAAAGAUGCUGUACUCUAGGUGUUAAGCACGAGGGUACACCAACUGGAUCAACCAUCAAGAUUGCUGAUACCAUUGAGGCCUAUGUUGCUGAGCCUAAAGAAAAGGUUCACAAGGAUACUGCCAUUCUCUACCUUCCAGAUGUUAUUGGUAUCUGGCAAAACUCCCAAUUGAUGGCUGAUCAAUUCGCCGCCAACGGUUACUACACCAUCAUCCCCGAUCUCUUCAACGGCGACCCAAUGCCUCUUAAUCGUCCUGAAGGCUUCGACAUCAUGCAGUGGUUAACCAAGGGUUCUGAUGGAAACAACCCACAUACAUUUCCACAAGUUGAUCCUAUCGUUCAAAAGUCCAUUGAAUUCUUGAAGUCUAAGGGAUACACCAAGAUUGGAGCUGUCGGAUACUGUUUUGGUGCUAAAUAUGUCGCUCGAUUUUUGGCUGAAGGAAAGGGUAUUGAUGUGGGAUAUGUUGCUCAUCCUUCUUUCGUCGAAGAAGAGGAACUCCGCGCAAUCAAGGGGCCCUUCUCCAUCGCAGCCGCUGAAACCGAUGAAAUUUUCCCAUCCGAAAAACGUCACAAAUCAGAAGAAAUCCUCAAGGAGAUCGGUGCUACUUAUCAAAUCAAUUUGUACAGUCAAACCGUCCAUGGUUUCUCGGUUAGAUGUGAUUUGAGCAAGAAGGUAGAGAAAUAUGCCAAGGAACAGGCUUUCAUCCAGGCCGUGACUUGGUUUGAUGAGCAUUUGAUUUAGAGAAAGCGAGAAUGAGGUUGAGGAUGAAAAUGUGAGAGUAAGGAGGGUACACGAGUGAAAGAAGUAACGGGGAGGAGAAAUCCUCAGAGGAAGUUGUACGCGAGUUUCUGAAGAAGAGGGGCGUAUAUAAACGCGAAUAAAUGAACAUUG
Messenger RNA from Botrytis fragariae, 957 nucleotides. RefSeq names its product putative dienelactone hydrolase protein. The record is from RefSeq and is a predicted model, not a curated record. Gene Ontology annotation, molecular function: hydrolase activity. The coding region runs from base 49 to 807 and encodes 252 amino acids. NCBI's taxonomy places the organism in Eukaryota, Fungi, Ascomycota, Leotiomycetes, Helotiales, Sclerotiniaceae. The transcript is spliced from 4 exons.